AUGAACAACGCGCCCUCUUUUCGGGAGCCUAGACGGCGAUCACGGCAGAGUUUCCGCAGCCAGGAGUUGUUGAACUCGCUCACGCUUUCGGCCGAAGCCAUUACGCUUCGAGCCGAUUCUGGGGACCCCGAGGAAGCAGCGGCCCGAGCGGCAUCGCGACGAACCAUGCGAGGAGUCACCACCGUGACGCACGCAAAGAUCAUGACGCUGAAGAAGCUCAAGUCCAUGCGCAAAUACCAUAUCGGCGUUCACGGGCCACUAAAGGAGGACGAAGAGGAAGCAGGGGAAGAGGAGGAGAAACGAGUGAAGAUCGAAGGUCUGUCUGUCAAAGUUCGACGGAAGUCGGUGAUGCCGAUAGACCCCGCCGUCUUGCCACGGAUCAAUCUCACCUCCCCAACACGUAAAAACACAGUUAAAACACCGCACGAGAAGCACGCCAUCGGUAAGUUCGAGACGCUCGACAGCAAGUGGAAGGCCACCAUUGACGGCGAAGUGGAGAAGUUCAUGUACCCGAGUCUGAGGCUUGAGCCGCUGUACGCGCAGGAGGAACCGACUCCAGAUGAAGACGCCACCACGGAUGAAACUCUCGAUGACAAGGCCAUGCCGUCUCCACGAACCAUCGAUGAGGUACUCGCGAAUACAUCGAAAGUCAGUUGGGAACUGGAG
This is a messenger RNA of Phytophthora sojae, 666 nucleotides long. RefSeq lists its product as hypothetical. The record is from RefSeq and is a predicted model, not a curated record. The transcript has 2 exons. NCBI's taxonomy places the organism in Eukaryota, Oomycota, Peronosporomycetes, Peronosporales, Peronosporaceae. The annotation marks the transcript as partial.